Messenger RNA from Odocoileus virginianus texanus, 3160 nucleotides. It is a transcript of the gene MYCL, whose product is annotated as MYCL proto-oncogene, bHLH transcription factor. The record is from RefSeq and is a predicted model, not a curated record. Gene Ontology annotation, biological process: regulation of transcription by RNA polymerase II. Gene Ontology annotation, molecular function: RNA polymerase II cis-regulatory region sequence-specific DNA binding; DNA-binding transcription factor activity, RNA polymerase II-specific; protein dimerization activity. Lineage: Eukaryota; Metazoa; Chordata; Mammalia; Artiodactyla; Cervidae.
AUGUGCAAGUGUGCGGGCUGCUUCGCUGCCCCGAGCGGGCGGGGAGCCGGUCCGCUCCAGGUGGCCGGUGGCGGGAGCGAGGGAGCGGACAUGGACUUCGACUCGUACCAGCACUAUUUCUAUGAUUAUGACUGCGGAGAGGAUUUCUACCGCUCCACGGCGCCCAGCGAGGACAUCUGGAAGAAAUUCGAGCUGGUGCCGUCGCCCCCCACGUCGCCGCCCUGGAGCUCCGGUCCCGGCGACGGAGACGCGGGCCCUGGAAUUGGUCCUCCGGAGCCAUGGCCCGGAGGGGGCGCCGGGGACGAUGCAGAAUCCCGGGGUCACUCGAAAGCUUGGGGCAGGAACUACGCUUCCAUCAUCCGCCGAGACUGCAUGUGGAGCGGCUUCUCGGCCCGGGAACGGCUGGAGAGAGCGGUGAGCGACCGGCUCGCCGCUGGCGCGCCCCGGGGGAACCCGUCCAAGGCUCCCGCCGUCCCGGACAGCGCUCCCAGCCUCGAAGCCGGCAACCCGGCGCCCGCUGCCCCCUGUCCGCUGGGCGAGCCCAAGACCCAGGCCUGCUCGGGGUCCGAGAGCCCAAGUGACUCGGAGGGUGAAGAAAUUGACGUUGUGACAGUGGAGAAGAGGCAGUCCCUGGGUGUCCGGAAGCCGGUCACCAUCACAGUGCGAGCAGACCCUUUGGACCCCUGCAUGAAACACUUCCACAUCUCCAUCCAUCAACAACAGCACAACUAUGCGGCCCGUUUUCCUCCAGAAAGCUGCUCCCAAGGAGAGGCUCCAGAGCCAGGGCCCCAUGAAGACGGUCUGGAGAGAGAUGCACCGGAGGAAAAGGAAGAUGAGGCAGAUGAAGAAAUUGUGAGUCCCCCACCGGUAGAAAGCGAGCCUUCCCAGUCCUGCAACCCCAAACCUGUCAGUUCCGACACUGAGGACGUGACCAAGAGGAAGAACCAUAACUUCCUGGAGCGUAAAAGGCGGAAUGACCUCCGUUCCAGGUUCUUGGCCCUGAGGGACCAGGUCCCUACCCUGGCCACCUGCUCCAAGGCCCCCAAAGUAGUGAUCCUGAGCAAGGCCUUGGAAUACUUGCAAGCCCUAGUGGGAGCCGAGAAGAGGAUGGCUACGGAGAAAAGACAGCUCCGGUGUCGGCAGCAACAGCUGCAGAAGAGAAUCGCGUACCUCAGUGGCUACUAACUGACCAAAAAGUCUGACUGCUCUGUCUUCACGGAGACCCAAGUUUAUCUUUUAACCUCCCCUCUCCCCCUUAGGAAUUUGCACAUUUCGGUUCAGGUGGGGCGGCCUGGACAAUAGAUUCCCAGAAUGCAUUGCAGCCGGUGCACACACAAGAAGGGCUCGCAUUCUUGGAAACCUUGCAACGCGGCUCUGCCUCUGCCCUGACUUGCGGGAGCGCUGUGGCUUCUCUGGCGCCUUUGGCUUCUCAGGCGGGCAGCACUGAGGAGACUUGGGGUCUGUUGAGCUCACUAGCUCUGAAGAAAAGCCUGACAGAUGCUAUGCAACAGGUGGUGGACGUUGUCAGGGGGCUCCUGCCUGCAUGAAAUCUCACACUGCGGAUGAGCCUUGGACUGAGAAAGGAUGCUCCCACUGGUGUCUCUGGGGUGAUGCUAGGACAGCUGGGCCUGGACGCUCUCCCCAGGCUCCUUUUUCCAGGAGACAUACGAGCUGUCUUGAGUGAAGACGAGCUCUCAGACUUGAUCAACAGGGACCAUUACCUCACUGUCAGACACUUUACAGUAGCUGAGGAGUCGGAAACCUUUAACAUAUAUAUAUUCCCAUGUUCGUUGACACCCCCUCCUCCACUCUCCAUGCUGCGAUCUUGAGAAUUUUUAAAGAGCUUGGCCUUUUAGAUUCUUUGUCUCAAGACCCUCCCUGCCCUUUCCUCUGAGGGCAGAGACCAUCCCAUCCUCACCAGAAACUUUCGGUUUUCUUCCACCUUUGUUAUGCAAUGGGCUCUAAGGCCAUUUCCCACAGGUCAGAAAUACUUCCCCAGGACACAGGGCAAAGAGUCCCAGCCUGUGGCCGGGGGAAGGUUUGGAGUCCUGGCUGUGAACUUGUUCCCUGCCCAGGUGUUUUCCAUCUUGGAAAUCCUCUCAAAGCAGAUGUCAGGCACCUGAGGGGGAAGAGCUGUACCACUUCCUCUUUCCCACCUCCCUGUCAUUUCAACCUCUGACUGAUAAGUUUGAAGUUCUACUCAGUUCAGUUCAGUCGCUCAGUCGUGUCCGACUCUUUGCAACCUGAUGGACUGCAGCACACCAGGCCUCCCUGUCCAUCACCAACUUCCAGAGUUUACUCAAACUCAUGUCCAUUGAGUCGGUGAUGCUAGAACCAUACAAACUGUGCUUCUCUUGCAACUCCAAGGAGCUUGCUGUCUCUGUAGCCACCCUUGGGCCCUCUGCCAGCCUGACGUGAGUCAGAAUCCCAUUCCCAGAAUCUGGGCCUUAUUGCAGUUCUUACUGGGAGAGCUGCUGGGACUCAUCCAGUGCUCCAGAAGGCGGAUGAGCUUCCUGGUGGGUUUGUAAGAAGCUUCCAGGAGCUCUGCUCAGUGGACCAUGAUGGGUUUUACCCAACUGGGCUCAGCCUCUCCAGGUGGAUUCCAGGCACAGCCUCCAGUCUGAGAAAGUCACCUAACCCAACAAGUGUCAUGUGGGCAACUCUAAGUCUAGCCUGGAAGAAAGAUCGGCCCUUCCAGCACUAUGCUCAGGGCACCUGGUGCCUACUGGAUGGGGGUUUGAAAAUGGGGGAGGGAAGGAUGCUAGAGCACUAUAUGUGGCUCUGGGAAGCCAGCUGCUACUUCUAAACCUGUUAUGCAUGAUGGUCUGCUCCUGAGGUUGCUUCCUGGCCUCAGAGAACCCCAGUGGAACUUUGCAAAAAGCCCCCCGCUUCUGGAGCUUGGUUUUGGGGAGCCAACUGACUUCUGGAACUGUCUUUGGAGAACAGGUGGGAUGUAGGUUAUUGAUGUCUUACCUGAAGAGCUCGUGUUUUAUAAGCUGCUGUUGGGUAUUAUGCUGGGAGCAGUCUUUUUAAUACUGUAUUUUUGUAUGCCUUUUGCAAAGUGGUGUUAAUUGUUUUUGUACAAGAAAAAAAAACAACUCUGGGGCAUUUCUCCUAUUGCAAAAGUCUGAUUUAUUUUAAAAGGCAGAUUUACCUGAAA